AACUAAGGCUACAUCACGGCAAGGCAGCCAGCCAUGGAAACAGAUGCCACACGUAGAGAAAGAAAAGUGUGGCCGAGACGAGAAGUGAACCCAGGACACUCAAUCCUCACUGUAUUGGUGCCAGACGCGAACAUUGCGCCACCAUUGCGCCCUGACACAUCACAGGGACAUUCGCACUGUGACACUGCCCCUGAAAUAAGGAAGAAGAUAAGGAAGUAAUUUCAAUGGAAAUCCAGCUGCAGCUGGUAACAAAGUCGACAAGUCUAACCCCACAAAAGGAAGUUUAGCUUACAGACACAAGUUUCAAAAGAUUGGACAGUAACCUCAAAUAAAAGCAACAGGUCCUGGCGGGGGAUUACUGAGCGAAGCUGCAAGGAAUCAGCACAAAAAUCUGGCUGACUGGGAAAUCCAGCUCCGGAACUUUGUGAAGUAAGUCCAGCGAGACAAACAACAUGGGAGUUCGAUUCCCGCCACACUACAGCUGACUGGACGACAUGUUUCCACACGUUGCCACCUGUGGAGACCUCAGGUACCUUCGCACUUCAUUCUUUCUUCGGUGGCGGACAGGGUGGGGAAUAUUAAAAUAGAAAUCGGCUGCGUAUACUGGUGGAACAUCCAGAGUGUAGACAUUCCUACAGGUAAGCAGUGUGUGGAAGAGAAAUUCGCCAGCGGAUCACUGCUUUAUAAAUUCAUGGAACAGUUGUUCUUGUUAUAGAAUGAAGGGAUUGCCAGGAUGUUAGUAGUCACAAUUGUUGCAGAAAUAUACCGUGUUGUGUUCCAUUACGACUAUCAUUACCCAUUACCUGUAUUAAUUACAGUUAGAUCUGCAAUUACCUGUUUCUAAAAUGCUGAAAGGCAAGUGUGCUGCCAUCAGACCGAUUCUUCUGGCCGUUGCCAUUUUGCCGGCGAGCCAUUCAUAGCGAGAAAUGGAAACAAUAUCCACACGACUACAGGGUGACUGCUCUCAGGGUAUUUUGUUAUGUGUGUGGUGUGUUCAUGUGCCAGGUAUGACCGUGGGACCAGGUGUCAUUGCCACCUAGAUAACUCCGUCAGAUGUAGUUAUCAUGUCAGGAAACAUCUACAGUAUCUGGAGGUCGUGACCUGCAGCACGUCCUGAAUUCUUCUCUUCUUACUUCCUCCUGUCAAUCCUUCUACUCACAUAGUCAGCGGAGUUUUCCCUUUUUGUCACACAGCUCGCCAGCCUGUUACACACACACACGUGAUACGUGUGUUGUCUACGUGGUGUGUGUGUGCGUGUUGUUUAUCGUGCGUGCGCUGUCACUGGGUAUAUGUGUUAUGAUAAUGAGUUGCUGGGUCUCGGUAAUGCUGGGUGGACAGUCAGACGGACAGAGUGAAUGUCGGGUACGGUGCACCGAGUAAAUAAUACUAUUCCUGUACAUAUACACAUCAUGUUGUAUUGCUGUGGCGGACACAAUCUACUUUUUCGAGAUGCAUGCCUACGAACAUCUCUUGUGUGUUAAAUGUCUGUAUGAGUAUGUAUGCCUGCCCUUGUGAGCGAAGACAAAUUUCUGUCCUGGGUCUCCUCGACAGACAAUAAAGUCUGAUUUGAUUUUGAAGAAGUCGAUAUUGUGACGUAACGCUUGUACAGAGACAGGCCUGAUUAAAAACUGUCAUUGGCUGAGGCCUUUACAACAUACGGGUAUCCACAUCCAGUCUUGAAGUCCAUGUUGCGUUCUUUCUGUGUACGAUAUCUUGAGCUGAGCUCCACUGAAGAGUUCGACAACAAUGUAGCACCCUACAGUCCUUUAAGGAUGUUGUCACCCAAGCAACAAGUGACAUUCCGCGUGGCUGCUAGGGACGACGAUAGAAAAUAAAAGGAACUGCACUGCGUUUUCAUUUCUCAUAGUGUUUCUAAAAAUCGUGUAUGAAACCUCAAUGGUGUGUGCGUUGUUUUGGCCAGGAAGUUAGUCCUAACUUUGCUGCACCAAAGAUGAGAAGAUGAGGGCAAGGAUCAACUGCACAAUCAAGGGCAAUCCUGAAAAUUGCUGGGGCUGAAUGAGUGAGAAUUGAAAGACAAAGCAAAUAGAGAAAAUAAAACUUUUCUCGGUGUCGAUAGUAAGAUUGUUCCUUGGAGAAGUAAGCUGUGGUCGCCCUGCUCCUUGAGUGAAGACGACUGCUGCAACAUGAACGACAAGACGCCAGUGCGGCGACCAGGUCCGUCCAUCAGUCCCAGGCCCCACAGCGCGGGACACACACAACCUGACGAACGUGUGAAGGAGGUCUGCAGGUGUCUACAGGAAAAUGAAAACCUGAAUUGUGUGGCAGGAGCUGUCUUGCUGUGGAGACAAGGCAGCCGCCAAGAAGUGGUUCGCCGAGCACGCGCUGCAGCAGUUCCCAGGUAUCGGCACUCGGGCCAUCACUCUCCCUCCCUGCUACCAGUGCAGCGAGAAGUUCAAGGAGGCUGCUGGCGGCUGUCAGACCAAGAAGUUCCAAGACAGUGAUAAGAGGGGCGAAGCUGCACAUCUUCACAUCUUCAUGGCAUUCAAGCUCCUGAACGACGACCUCGAGCGAAGGGGUGAUGUCACUAUGUUUACAAUGGCUGAAGUUCACGCUGACAACAUCCUGGCCUGGUUGAGACACGACCGUGAAGUUUGUCAACUAUCUACGGAAAAAGAAAUGCUGCAGGUUAUACAGAAAGCAAAGACACUUCUCCAAGUCCCGCAAUCGCUGAUGGGGAGGAGAGCGCCAGACAUGAUGGUGGUGCACCAGGACAGGAUCGUCUUUGUGGAGGUGAAGAGUGUUGAUCCUGAACGUUCCAAUGACGAGAUCAAAAAGAGUAUAAACAAGGCGAUAAAACAGUUGCGGGAAAACCAACGAAUUUUUGGGGAAAUCGUAGACAACUCUCUCAUCUCGCGUAGCGUAGUAAAGGUUGUCGCCCUUCCUCAUAUUCAACAUGAGCAGCUGCUCAACCUAAAUGUCCCACAGGAGGACAUUGUUUAUCUGUGCAAAGAUCAUCUCUUGCGUUUCGACACUGAAGUUCCAGAAGCAGAACUGGAUGUAAACAGUUUUCGAACUUGGUGGCAAGAGCUUCCCCGUGGUCCUGUUGAGAGCCAAUGCCUGCAGGAAAUUGUAGGAAAGUAUGUAGGGCUGUUGUCUACUCCUGUAAGCAUCAAAGUAGGUAACAAGACUCACUUAGUUCGUCACCACAAGGACAGCAUCAGGGAAAUAGAACACCGUUUCCAGAUGAAGAUUCUGACGAAAGAACAGGAACAAGCCCUACACAAGUUCAAGGACAAGGGUCGCGUUUACCUGAAAGGACCUGGAGGGUCGGGCAAGACUCUGCUACUUAUUACCAUGGCCAAGGACUUCCUAAGCUCACGGGAUAAUCACGUGAUCGUCGUUAACAUGAACCGCGGCGCCGAAGGCUUGUGCAUCGGUAAAUACGUGUUCGAACAGAUCAAGGUUCAGGUCAAAGAUCACAGCAGGCGCAUUCACCAGAUUUGCAUUGACACUGGCCAUGACGACUACAAGGAACGGUUUAUCGAGGACGUAGAGAAAAAACUUCCCAACAAAACCGACAUGAAGAAGGUGCUUUUCAUCGCAGACGAGGUCCACGUUCCCACCUUCUGGUUGGACAUUUUGGGAACGUUCCAGAACGUCUUUAAAGGAGCCUCUCUGUGGUGCGCGGGAUUUUUCAGCGAGAAACCCGAGACUUUUGAGGAGCUUUGCCUUGAGGUUGUAAUGCGGUGUCCCCUUGCCGUGCAGCAUCUGCUGUACAGCGUGGAUUGGAAAGAAGACAGACGGUCGUGCUAUGCUGCUGGUGUCUCCUGGAAGACUGAGGUCCUGCUUAACGGGCCUCUCCCACUGUGCAUCCGGCACAAGGACCAUCAGACAGGCGGCACUGUCAUCGACUGCGAGCAGUGUGCCCGGGAAUUGGCUCAGGUGCUGAAGGAGCUCACUCCUGACUCUGUCAGAAUACCUGCGAUUGCAGGUGCUAGCAAGAGUACCCGCCCAGUGUCAGCACCUGUCGGCAAAGGUCAGGACCUCUGUCAGCCCUUCUCUACUAGUGUCGCACUGCUUGUUAAUAUUCCUCUAAAGAUGUACAGAGAUUUUGAUGAUUCUAGACAGUUCAAAGACAUCAGCGAGCCGAGAUACAAGAAAUAUUUGGAGAAAAUAGGACACUGCCUCUUUGUCCAGGAACUUCGGCGUAAUGAUAUCAAGGUGAGUCUGGAUGCGGAACUGGGCAGCAAAGACCUUGGCACUCUCGUUCACAAGGAGGACAUCCUGACUACGUGGGUGUACAGUUUCAUUGCUCUAGAGUGCGGCGUCGUCAUCUUUCUCCCAGGAGACGUUCAUGAACCUUCCUUGCCUCCUGCAGCUCCUGCAGCAAACUUGGAAUCUCAGCUUGGGGCCUCCUCGGGAAUCAGAGAGGUAAGAGACAUACCCGCCCCGGGGGUAAACCCAAUGGUUUGCUGUAGGUCGGAGGUAGGUGAGGCGGUGUCAUGUUCUGAUAAAAAUCCUCGACUGGAAGAGACGUCUGAGAUAUGUCAAAGAAGAGGAAGAGUGGGUGGUGGCGAUGUAAGGGAGGGAGGGGACAGAGGAGUGUGUUUACCGGAACUGCACUGGCGACGGGAUGACAUAGAGAGAUACAGCGACUGGGACAAGACCAACAUCGUGCUGGCGGGCUCCAGGUGCUUGUCACAACUCAUCCUCCUUGUGCCAUAGCAACAUAAAGAUGACUGUCAUUAUGUCAUAGCAAGACAAAGAUGAGUCUCACUGUGUCAGACCAUGGUGAUGAUGACUGUAGCUGUCGCUAAGACGCGGACACGGAAAGAUUAGACCGCUGGAUAAGAGGAGAACGAGUAGAGACCAGGCCACAGUGUUACUGGCGAGGAUGGCACAAUCGCCAUAUCUGCAAAAUUUGCGAGCCAGUCGGGCUGGUGUUGUGUUUCCCGCUCAUUAACCGAUAACGCGAUGGUGCCAUUAUCUGGGGGGAAGCGCGAAGAGGAUAAAAAUAAACUGAAGGGAUAAUUUCACUGAAAUGUUGUAAUCAGAAUUUAAACUGCCUAAUUUCUCUCUAAAUUAUAGUCAUGUUAAAUCUGAAUUAUUUUUACCAGUCACGCUGAUCUUCUUUUAUUGGAUUAAAACUAUAAUGAAUUUUUAACCACAGUAGUUAAUGGCAGUAAGUAAUAAUGUCACUUUGGUCUUUAAGAAGCUCUCAAGAUGAGAAGUCAAGUCUUGGAAGCAAAGAUUGACAAGAUAUCUUCAAAGAAAAUUACACUUAAAAACUUUAUGUAAUGUUAGCGUUGUAAUUUUUUUUAAAAACCUGUCAUUAUACUAUUUUAUCCAUUUAAAAUCAGAAACAAUAAUGUUGGUAAAGAUUAAUUGCAAAAUCUGAUUAUGUGUGUGAUAAUUACAUUCUUACCUCCCUUUCUCAAUAGUCAAUCAUUGUAGAGAGUUGUUAAACUUGAUUAUAAUAUUGUUCUAUCAUUAUUUUGUUUUCUCCCCUUUUGUAGGGCAACGACCCUAGAAUCAAUCGAUCAAUCAAUCAGUCAGUCAAUCAAUCAACAAAUCAACCAAUCAAUGGGUUGUGCUUGCAUUGAAUGCAAGUCUUUUGUGCUCUGCUGGUGUUUCUGUGAAGCUACUUGUCCUGCCUACUCUGCAGGUUUU
Messenger RNA from Pomacea canaliculata, 5631 nucleotides. RefSeq lists its product as uncharacterized. The record is from RefSeq and is a predicted model, not a curated record. NCBI's taxonomy places the organism in Eukaryota, Metazoa, Mollusca, Gastropoda, Architaenioglossa, Ampullariidae. The transcript is spliced from 8 exons. Bases 2497 to 4686 code for a protein of 729 amino acids.